AUGGAACCUCGCCCUAUUAUUACACCAGGCAAGGAAAAACGAAAGAGGGUAUCAAACAGUGAAGAGCUUCUGUCUACGGCUGCUAUACAGAAACGUCGGAAAGUUGAAGAUGAAUCAAGCUUAACACUCAAUCAAGUUCUAUCAGUUGAAUCUUAA
This is a messenger RNA of Entrophospora sp. SA101, 156 nucleotides long. Lineage: Eukaryota; Fungi; Glomeromycota; Glomeromycetes; Entrophosporales; Entrophosporaceae. The record is from the annotation of a GenBank genome assembly.